GUCGGUAGCUUGAUAUAGAUUUCGUAUAUAUACCAGCACAUAACCCGAGAGGGUUAACGAUGGGCCCCAUUUCUUGAUUUCUCAUUCUUUGCAACACCCACGGCAACAUCUAGCUCAAAGAAGCUUCUACCCUCAAAUAGGACGUCAUGGUGGAGAUAGAAGAAGCUCCUUCGCCAUCGCCAUCGCAGCGUAAGGCAGAUUUGUCCCCGCCGGUAUACGAUGACUCUAAGCUUGAGGCCGGAGUACUCUCGGUGACCGAGGGAGACAACUUUCGUAACGCGGCAGAUGAUGUGGUUGCGGCACUCCCCAAGGGCACAAUUGACCCGGUCUAUGAGGCGAAAGCUCGUGUCUUGAACCAUGCGGUAAUUUAGCCAGAGGCCUUUUCCCAAGAACUCCGCCAUUGUCGGCUAGCUCAUGGCUCAGAUACUUAUUGCUCCCAGAUCCAAGAAAUCGGGAUGGGCUGGUAUCAGUGGCAGUUGUUCAUCGUCGUGGGGUUUGGCUGGGCAAACGACAAUCUGUGGCCCAUUGUGACCUCUUUGAUAUUUACUCCGAUCAAAAACGAGUUCAAUCCGUCUAAACCACCGCUUCUCAGUCUGGCACAGAACGUAGGCCUCCUUGCAGGCGCUAUGUUCUGGGGCUUUGGCUGCGAUGUCUUCGGCAGAAAAUGGGCUUUCAACCUGACACUUGGUAUCACAGCCGUAUUCGGUCUUAUCUCUGCUGGCUCCCCCAACUUUGCCUCCAUCGGAAUCUUUGCCGCCCUAUGGAGCUUCGGCGUUGGUGGUAACCUACCAGUGGACUCGGCCAUCUUCCUCGAAUUUCUCCCAGGGUCACACCAGUAUCUUUUGACGGUUCUCUCAAUUUAUUGGGCAAUUGCUCAGGUCGUGGCUACUCUGGUUGCCUGGCCGCUUUUAGGGGGCCACACGUGUGAAGAGAAAACAGUGUGCCAUAGAUCUGAUAAUAUGGGCUGGAGAUACUUCGUCAUAGUGAUGGGCGCGAUAUCAAUGGUUGAGUUCUUUGUCCGCUUUGGCUUCUUCACGGUCUUCGAGUCCCCAAAAUACCACAUGGGUAAGGGCAAUGAUGAGGAGGCCGUCCGGAUUGUCCAUGAAGUCGCCAAAAGAAAUGGAAAGGUUUCCAACCUAACUCUCGCCGACCUCCAAGCCUGCGACCCGACUGGCGCUGGUGCACAAACCGACGCAGCUGCAACUCUAAAGCGCAAGCUCGAAAAGUUUAACCUGACGCAUGUGCGCUCCCUCUUCGCAACUCCAAAACUGGCACUAUCGACUUCCCUGAUCAUUGUUAUAUGGGCCUUUAUUGGAUUGGGCUACCCUCUCUAUAACACCUUCCUGCCAUACCUACAAGCAAUCCGCGGCGCUGAAUUCGGUGACGGGUCAACUUACCUUACCUACCGGAACUCGCUCAUUGUGGCCGUCCUCGGUAUUCCUGGCGCGUUGAUAGGCGGUGCCCUAGUUGAGGUCCGCGGCUUUGGGAGGAAGGGUACACUUUCUGCCUCAACGGUUCUCACGGGGGUGUUCCUUUACGCCUCAACCACGGCAGUGACAUCCAAUGCACUGCUUGGCUGGAACUGUGCCUUUAACUUCUUUUCGAACAUAAUGUUUGCUGUGCUUUAUUCGUAUACACCAGAGGUGUUCCCAACAAAAGACCGUGGGACAGGCAAUGCGCUCACUGCGACGGCAAAUCGGAUCUUUGGGAUCAUGGCUCCAACCAUUGCUAUGUUUGCAAACCUAGAGACGUCAGCUCCGGUGUAUACUAGUGCAGCUUUGUUCAUUGCGGCGAGCUUACUUGUUAUUAUCCUGCCUUUUGAAUCACGGGGGAAAUCGAGUUUAUAACUUGUAUCUAGCAAUGGAAGGAUAGCUAGAGUGUUGGCCAUUAGGUGUACUGAUGCUGAAUAUCGAGUAGUAUAUAAAACCUAUUAUAAGGUUACAAAUGCAGAAUUAUUAUUUGCUCUAGCCAAAUAAAUU
Molecule: messenger RNA, 1979 nt
Organism: Pseudogymnoascus destructans
Lineage: Eukaryota; Fungi; Ascomycota; Leotiomycetes; Thelebolales; Thelebolaceae
Exons: 5
Coding region: 456-1847 (463 amino acids)
Biological process (GO): transmembrane transport
Cellular component (GO): membrane
Molecular function (GO): transmembrane transporter activity
Source: RefSeq, a predicted model, not a curated record